Messenger RNA from Anoplopoma fimbria (sablefish), 3282 nucleotides. It is a transcript of the gene rprd1b, whose product is annotated as regulation of nuclear pre-mRNA domain containing 1B. The transcript has 7 exons. Lineage: Eukaryota; Metazoa; Chordata; Actinopteri; Perciformes; Anoplopomatidae. The record is from RefSeq and is a predicted model, not a curated record. Gene Ontology annotation, molecular function: RNA polymerase II complex binding. Bases 768 to 1754 code for a protein of 328 amino acids. Gene Ontology annotation, biological process: mRNA 3'-end processing. Gene Ontology annotation, cellular component: RNA polymerase II, holoenzyme.
CACAUGUCGAGGUGAAAGUGCGAGCUGCCAUCUUUCCGGAGGAGUCUCGCUGAGAGACAUCGGACACAGACUCUCUCCUCUGCAGCGGACCCGCUCAGCUGCUGGCGUCCUGGAGACUACACAAGAAGACUGAACCAGGACUACGGACUCUGGACUCGUUCAGACCCGGUCCGCAGGUCUGGGGUUGGGUUAGCCUCGGGACCAGAUGGCUGCUAGCUCUGCUAGCUCUGCUAGCUGAGCUAGCUGAGGCUGUAAACAAACACAGAAAGACACGCUCACAUGUCCGGAGCCCUGUAGACCUGUAGACCUGUAGACCCGAAGACCUGUAGACCUGUAGACCCGAAGACCUGUACCCGAGACCACGAGACACACACCGGGAGGAGGACCGGAGGACCGGGAGUGAGGAGGACCGGGAGGAGGAAGAGGAGGAGGAGGAGGAAGAGGACCUGGUUGGCGCUGCAGGUUUUGCGCCACAACUUCAGUUUUGAUGACAGUGCGAGUUUCUCCAAACCAGGUCCGAGCUCAGAGGCUCUAGAGCGGGUCAGUCUCUGGUUCUGGGUUCAGGUCUCUGGUCUCAGGUUCAGGUCUCUGGUCUUGGGGUUCUGGUCUCAGGUUCUGGUCUCUGGUCUUGGGGUUCUGGUCUCUGGUCUUGGGGUUCUGGUCUCUGGUUCUGGUCUCUGGUUCUGGUCUCUGGUUCUGGUCUCUGGUCUCUGGUUCUGGUCUCUGGUUCUGGUCCUGGUCCUGGUUCAGGCUCCCUGUCCACCGACAUGUCGUCCUUCUCGGAGGCGGCUCUGGAGAAGAAGCUGACGGAGCUGAGCAGCUCUCAGCAGAGCGUCCAGACUCUGUCUCUGUGGAUCAUCCACCACAGGAAGCACUCCGGACCCAUCGUCAGGGUCUGGCACCGAGAGCUGAAGAAAGCUAAAAGCUCCAGGAAGCUGACGUUCCUGUAUCUGGCCAACGAUGUCAUCCAGAACAGCAAGAAGAAAGGACCCGAGUUCACCAAAGACUUUGAGACCGUCCUUGUCGAUGCCUGCUCCCAUGUGGCCAGGGAAGCAGAUGAUGGAUGUAAAAAGCCCAUGGAGAGACUGCUGAACAUCUGGAAAGAGAGAGCCCUCUACAGAGGAGACUUCAUUCAGCAGCUCAAACUGGCCAUAGAAGACUCUAACAGCCCCAGGCCUUCAGAAGAGAAGAAGGCUGUGAAAAGAAGCUAUCAGAAGAUCCAGGAAGAAGACGACGAUGAAGAUGACGACUACAGAAGCCACGCUUCCCCUCACAAUGCAGACAUCUCCGCAACUCAACUGACCGAGGAGCUAGUGAAAGCCCUACAGGACUUGGAGAAUGCUGCCUCAGGCGACGCAGCAGUUCGUCAGAAGAUCGCCUCGCUGCCGCAGGAAGUCCAGGACGUUUCCCUGCUGGAGAAAAUCGGUGACAAGGAGGCAGCAGAUAAGCUGUCGAAGACGGUGGACGAAGCCUGUUUGCUGCUGGCGGAGUACAACGGCCGACUGGCUGCAGAACUGGAGGACCGGAGGCAGCUGGCUCGCAUGCUGACUGAAUACAUCAACAGCCAGAGGGAUGCGCUCAUGGAGAGAGAAAAGAAACUAGAGGAGUAUAAGCAGAAACUGGCGAGAGUAACCCAAGUUAGGAAAGAGCUAAAGUCCCACAUCCAGAGUCUUCCUGACCUCUCCCUCCUGCCCAAUGUGACCGGGGGUCUGGCCCCGCUCCCCUCGGCCGGAGAUCUCUUCUCCACCGACUGAGAGGUCUUUGCCAGGAAAAACCACCCCCAUGCCCCUCCCUACCCAAACCCAGCCACAUGUUUGAUUCACAGAACAAUUCCAGCUGUGUCACCAGUCAGAGUGCACAUGUGGUGAAACCUCUCUCUGCAGCAGGUCACCUGCUAUCUUCAAUCCUGCGAGACAAGAGUGAGGAAGGGACAUUGGAAGAAAGAUUUGGUGAAAUCAAAAUGCUCUGCAGAGGAGAACAGACUCUGUUGGCCUGGAUCUGUCCAGCACUAGCUCGAUCGACAAGGAUUCCACUCCACCAGCUUAGAACGAGUUUGUUUCCUGUUUGUUUUUACUUUUUUUAGGAGGAGGGGCGGGUUAAAGAAGCAAUGCUUAGUCAGACAUAAAUGUUGGCUGUAACGACGUGUCAAUCAAAGUGUCUUUCUGUGUGGUAUAUUGAGGAUUCUGUGAGCUAAGGAGGGCCGUUUGCUCUCACAGCUCUCAGAGGUUGUGGCUACACUGUGAAAAGGAUGUACCAUUAAUUAGUUUUAAUUUUUUUGUUUUUCAGUUGGUGGCUUUUUAUCGACCAAUAGGUGGUCUUGAUGUGUAAAAUUAGAGAAGAUCUCAUUAGAUUCGGUUCAGUGCAUGUUGCUUUUUGGUUGCUUCAUGGACGCAUGUGGUCGACCGUUUCUAGUCAGCACACUCAUUUCAGUAACACUUCAUAGAGACAUCAUUAAAUAGUUUUUGUCCUCAUAGUAAAUGGCAAUAGACAUGCUCUGGUUUGUUUUUUUUGUCCCCAUUUGCAAGCGUUUCUCUCGUUUACAGACUAAAACUUUGUGAUUCAAAGUUCCCAUUUGUUUUUCAUGCAUUCAUUUGGACAGAUGCUUGAAAUAUGGUAAUUAUGUUAUAAGUGUGUACUAGACAAGGUUUGAGUUUUACAAAUAAAUCCUGGAAGAUUGAGGAAACAUUUCAAAACGUGAUUGAUUGUUUUCCCAUAGACUGUCUGGUCUUUAAUUGAAUGAAACCCUAAAACUCCAAAAUACAAUAUCUACAAUAACGGAUGAGAAACAAAUAAAAAGUAUUAAAGAUUAUUAAGUUUUAGUAUGCAGAGCUGGGCAACAUAGAAAUACGGAAAUAUCAAGAUAAGUAGAGCAGAAGAAGACCUUUUAUAUAACCUGUUUUUGUUAUAAAAACAAACAUUGGAUGUUUAAAGAUUCACAAUUCAAUUCUCACAAUUGGUAUUGGUAUUAAAAGGAUGAAUACUAAUGUAUACAUAUUGCUUAGUCCUACCCGUGUGUAGACACUCAGUGAUGAAAUAUUUUACUUAAGAAAAGCAGCAACAAUGAGGACACAAACCAUAUCCCUGAAAUUUUGAUAUUUAGGAGAGGAAGUGUGAGUUAUUUCCAAAUCAACAGUUUCAUAUGAUUCACUUAACAGUUCUCUUACAAGGCCUGAACAAUAUGUAUAAUUUGUUUAGCUCAUAUUUGAUUGUCAGUUGUCUGUAUACAGAAAAAUGAUAUUUCUAAAGGUUUUAUAAAACUUAAUAAAAAUGGUUUACUUUCCC